AUGACUUUCGAAUCCGUUGCAAAGCCGAUCCUCGAGAGGGCUUCACCACCAACGCAAUCUAACUUAUCCAAGAGACCGAUUCCGAAGCACAAGUUUAAGGGACAUGAGAAACCUAUCGAGACUUUAAUCUACCUGCACGACAACGUCUACAUCGUGAGUGGUUCGUUGGACGGCACGAUGCGCAAAUGGAAUCGCAACACGGGACUCAGUGUUGGGGAACCAUGGAGAGGAAAUGGCGGAAACAUUUGGACACUGGCGCUUUCACCAGAUGGAAAGACAAUUGCGUGCGGGAGACAGAAUGGAAGUAUCCAGCGAUGGAACACAGAUGGAGAGAUGAUGGAAGGUGUGUGGAUGGGUCAUAGCAAGGCGGUGCGGUCGCUGUCGUGGUCUCCGAACGGAGACCAUAUUGCCAGUGGCUCGAAUGAUGGCAAAAUCCUCGUUCGAAAAGCAGACAGUGGUGAAGUCGAAGUGGGUCCGAUCGAGACAAAGCAAGAUGAAGUGUUUGCUCUUGCGUAUUCGCCUUCUGGCAGCAAGAUUGCAUCAGGUGGAUGGAACCACACGAUUUGCAUAUGGGAUAGCAAAACCGGGGAGCUCGUCGUGGGCCCAAUGAAAGACCUGACGAACAGCGCAUGGUCGGUGGUUUGGUCAGUGGUUUGGUCAUUGGAUAGCAGCAAACUAUAUUCUGCAUCCAAUGAAUUCGCACGGGUUUUCGACAGCGAAUCAGGUGAACUACUCCAUUCCUUCAAGCACGGCAAUUCACUCUACUCUAUCGCGCUUUCACCUACAGCCAAUGUGCUAGCCUGCGUGGGCGUCGAAGGCAUUGCACAGCUAUGGGACACAGAGUCCCAUAAACCACUCGGUCAGCCUUUUGGUGAGGAGGAUUGCACCAUCCCUGUAUGUGUGUCUUUCUCUCAAGAUGGAACACACCUGGCAUAUGGAGGAACCGGAAAGACAAUUACUCUCUGGAUGGUAAAAGACAUAGCUCCUGAGCUUGCACAAGGUGAUACACAAGCUACUCGACCCGAGUCCCCAUCGUCACUUUCCCGGGCCCUCGAGGUCGAUGCUACAAGGGGUGAUGGCAUUACAGACGAGGAACACAAUAAUCUAUAUGAUAACUUCUUCCAGUCUUCUGAGCCAUCUUUUCCAUCAGCACCAUCUGGUUUCCGUCUCCAAUACCUCUUUUCAGCUCGCUUUUUGAACGUCCUCAUUCCUUCUCGACGUCGCCUGCCAUCAAACAAAUCGCAAGAACACCACAAGCGUACUUCCUUCGCGCGUCUUGCUCGUACACAUAGUCCCAUAUCUACAACCACGCCCACCCAGCCAAUUGCAGGAGAAGAAGACGAGGAAAAUGAUGAAUCCAGCUGUUCAGUCAACGCUCUCGAACAGAACAAGGAUACAGGCGUAAAAGAACCUCCUGCCAAUGCACAGAUCCCUCCGCAUGAUGCUAUUAUUUCCUCCGCCAAGCUCGACAGCAGAGACAGUGGCAACUUCUGGACACGGCUAAUGCAUGCUCGAGUGAAGAAUCCUACUUCCUCCACAACAAAUACACGAUCUAAUGCUGUUGGCGUGUCUGCCGUGCGUGGGUUCCAGAGAUACGUCGCACGGGAGCCAAAAAAACACAAGACAAAAUUAUCGGCAGUGACGAGCGGCACUCCUGUUGCUCCUGUGCAUGCAAGUUCCUUGUCACAGGCGGGCCCAUCUUCCCAGGUUGGUCCUGCACAGACGGGCACUGCAUCAUCGCAGAUAGUGACUGGACAGUCAGGGCCAUCAUCACACGCUAUGACUGGCCACAGCAAUUAUUCCUCAGAUUCACAUUCAAUCAUCGAAGGCUCCUGUAUGAGGUUCCUCGACAAGAUAUGUUUUCCUCGUGGUCAUUAUUAUCAGGAUUCGUAG
Suillus clintonianus is the source of this 1893-nucleotide messenger RNA. Its product is annotated as WD40-repeat-containing domain protein. Gene Ontology annotation, molecular function: protein binding. The record is from RefSeq and is a predicted model, not a curated record. Bases 1 to 1893 code for a protein of 630 amino acids. The transcript has 5 exons. Lineage: Eukaryota; Fungi; Basidiomycota; Agaricomycetes; Boletales; Suillaceae.